This is a messenger RNA of Elaeis guineensis (African oil palm), 1895 nucleotides long. Its product is annotated as G2/mitotic-specific cyclin S13-7. NCBI's taxonomy places the organism in Eukaryota, Viridiplantae, Streptophyta, Magnoliopsida, Arecales, Arecaceae. Gene Ontology annotation, biological process: mitotic cell cycle phase transition. The record is from RefSeq and is a predicted model, not a curated record. Gene Ontology annotation, molecular function: cyclin-dependent protein serine/threonine kinase regulator activity.
GGGACCAACGAGCCGUGGAGAACCGAAGGAGAGAGAGAGAGAGAAAGCAUAAGCGAAGGGACUUGUCCUUGUCCUUCUUCUCUCGGAACCGAACCCAGACCGUGGCGGUGAAAUCCGAUCGUAGGGAAGAAGGGGGAAUCAAGGACCGCUCGGCCUCAUUCGUCCCUCUCGUCGUCGUUCUCUGGUCUCUUUGGGAAGAAUCAAGAAAGAGAAGAAGAGUUUUAAUGGCUACGAGGCAUCAGGCCGUGGUUUCCCAGCAGCAGAAAGGUGGGGUUGUUCCUGCGGGCAAGCAGAAAGCUGCUACUGGAGCAGAUGGGAAGAACCGACGAGCCCUCGGAGAUAUAGGUAAUAUGGUCAAUGUCCGAGUUGUUGAAGGGAAGCCGCUUCCCCCAAUCAAUCGCCCCAUUACCAGAAGUUUUGGUGCUCAACUCCUUGCAAAUGCGCAAGCUGCCACCGCCGCUGCCGCCAAUAAGAAACCUUUAGCUGUUCCUGCUGAUGGAGCAGCAGUGGCUACGGGGGCUGCGAAAGUAGCUAAGAAGGUUACUGUCAAGCUGAAGCCUGAGCAUGUCAUUGAGAUCAGCCCUGACACUGAGGAGAAAACAAAGGAAGAAUCUGAGAGUAGUAGUUCCCGCUGCAAGCCUUCAAAAAAGAAGGUUCAUUCGCUUACUAAAGUACUUACAGCUAGAAGCAAGGCUGCCUGUGGAGUCACUGACAAAACUAAAGAGUUGGUUCAUGAUAUUGAUGCACCCGAUGCCAAUGAUCAGUUGGCUGUUGUGGAUUAUGUUGAGGAUAUCUACAAGUUCUAUAAACUUGCUGAGAACACUAGCCGGCCACAUGACUACAUGGACUCACAGGUGGAGGUCAAUGCAAAAAUGAGAGCAAUUCUGGCUGACUGGCUGAUAGAAGUGCAUCACAAAUUCGAGCUCCAGCCUGAGACUCUAUACCUCACUAUGUACGUUAUUGAUCGAUACCUUUCGAUGGAAAUAGUCUUAAGGAGAGAACUGCAGCUUGUGGGAGUCUCUGCCAUGCUCAUUGCCUGCAAAUAUGAGGAGAUAUGGGCUCCAGAGGUCAAUGAUUUCAUUUGUAUAUCAGAUAGGGCCUAUACCAGAGAGCAAAUACUGGCCAUGGAGAAAGGAAUUCUGAACAAGCUUGGAUGGAACUUAACUGUUCCCACGCCUUACGUAUUUCUUGUGAGAUUUUUGAAGGCUGCAUUAGGUGACAAAGAGUUGGAACACAUGGUUUUCUUCUUUGCUGAGUUGGCUCUGAUGCAGUACUCUAUGAUCAUGUUCUGCCCAUCAAUGGUUGCUGCUUCUGCUGUUUAUGCUGCUCGAUGCACUCUUAGUAAGAGCCCACUUUGGACUGAAACACUGAGGCGGCACACAGGGUUCUCUGAGCCACAGCUAUUGGACUGUACUCAAAUUUUAGUGAACUCUCAUUCAGCGGCACCAGAGAGUAAGCUGAAGGUUGUGUACAAGAAGUAUUCAAAUGAGCAGUUUGGAGCCGUGGCUUUGCAACCUCCGGCAACAAAAUUGUUAGAAGAGUUGAACGCUUCGAGGAAGAAGUGAUCUGGGAGAACUGGUUUGAGUUAGAAGAGUUGAAUGCUUUGCAACCACCGGCAAAAAACAAAAAAAAGGUUAGAAGAGUUGAAUGCUUUGAGGAAGUGUGAUCCGGGAGAAAUGGUGAUGCUCGAUUACCAACUGGUAAUUAAUAUGUAUGUGUUCUUUUGUUUCCAGAGAAAAGAGGGGAAAGAGGGUGCUGAAAACUAAAUCAUCCUAGUGAUUGUAGAGGGAUUUGUUUGCGUGUUUUUGGUCAAUACUCUUUACUUGGAAGUCAUAGCACUUUGAAGGAAGCAAACAUCACAACAUUUGUCUGGCAGUAUAGUGAUUUGUUGGUUA